AUGAAGCUCAAGGAGCUACUCACUAAGGAGUUCUUUCAUCUUGACAAUAAACUUGAUGACAUAAUAAUGCAACUGAAUGUUAUUCAAGAAGCAAUGAAAGAACAAAGAAAUGGGAACAAUAAUGGUGUGUUUACCUCCCUAAUAGGGCAUGUUAUCUCUGGUGACAAAGAUACUCAAACUGAAAUUUUACAGGUUUACAAGUCUUUGUUUGGUUCUUCAGCAAGUUGUCUCCCUGGGGUUGAUUUCCAGACUUCGAGGAGAGGGCCUAUUUUGAGUUCUAUAGCUUCUUAUAUGCUCAUUCAAUCUAUUACUCAUGAGGAAAUUGACAAGGAUCUCAAGGGCAUUGAUGACAAAAAAGCACUUAGACCUGAUGAUUUUAGGCCUAUAGCGUGUUGCACUCAUUUACAAGAUCAUCGCCAAAGUACCAACACAAUUCAUUCUGUGAUUGGUGAAGUAGUGAAUGUUGCUCAAUCGGGGUUUAUCCCACAAAGGCAUAUCUCCGAUAACAUUUUGAUGGCAACUGAGUUUGUGAAGGGUUAUAAUAGAAAACAUAUAUCCCCUAGAUGUAUGAUAAAAGUGGAUUUGAAAAAAUCGUAUGACUCCAUUGUGUGGAGUUUUCUGUUUACUGUUCUAAUGGAGUUAGGUUUCCAAGAAAUCUCCGUAAACUAG
Messenger RNA from Spinacia oleracea (spinach), 669 nucleotides. RefSeq lists its product as uncharacterized. The record is from RefSeq and is a predicted model, not a curated record. The transcript has 3 exons. Bases 1 to 669 code for a protein of 222 amino acids. NCBI's taxonomy places the organism in Eukaryota, Viridiplantae, Streptophyta, Magnoliopsida, Caryophyllales, Amaranthaceae.